AUGGAUGUAUAUGAAGAGGACCAAGCAAUACAUAAGCAAUCUGCAGCUGAUAGAACAAGACUACCACUGGUGUCCACCGAGAACAAGAAUGGAGUCACUCGUUCGAGGUACCGGUCAUCUUCCCCCACGAAACGCUGGACACCAUCAACCUCAACUCAUGCAACAUCAUCAAAGAGGGCUAUAUCAGCUGAAAGGAAUCGACCCUCUAGACCAUCAUCACCGCGAUCUCCAUCAACCCCAAUUCAGGAUACAUCUGCAGGAUUGUUGUUGGCAUCAAGAAAGGUAGCCGGCAACAAGAUGCCAGAGGCCUUAUGGCCUUCAACAACGCGGAGCCAGAAUGUUUCUUUACAGCCUGAUACAUUUUUUAUUCCUGUCAGUAAGAAAGAAAAACCAGUUUCUUAUAUUCCAGAAAGGAAGCAAACUCCACUUGAAGGUAUGAGUUCUGCUGAUCAAUCUGAGAAUUCUAAACCUGUUGAUAGUUUGUAUCCACGUAUGGUGGACCAACAUCGAUGGCCAAGCACAACUGCCGGGAAAGUGUCCACUAUCCUAAGCACAAGUAAUGACAUGUCUGAUAAGACUACAAAAACUUUAUCUUCAACGUGUACAGAAACAGGUACACCUUCCCCCAGGAUAGUAUCUAUGGAUGGGAAAAGUAAACGUAUGCUAGUAUCUUGUUAUGAGAAUGGAAGAGAAUUGGUUGAUGAGUGCUCAGUUGAUGAUUUUUCAACACCAAUUGCAAGGUCUGAUUCUUCAAGUUCAUCAGAUAGAACACAGAUGUCAAAUGCUGCCGCGAAACAUAUGGCUGCUCCAGCUCUUGGAUUGCUAUCUACCGUGUCUAAAUGGAUCAUUCCCACUCGAGGAAAGGCUGUCAAUUCCUCUGGAGGAUCCAGCCCUGCUCGGAAAAGACCAUCCAGCCCUGCUCGGAAAAGACCAUCCAGCCCUGCUUGGAUAAGACCAUCCAGCCCCACCAGGAAACUUCCGAGUGCAGCUUCAGUUUUUAGUUUUCUUACAGAUAUCAAACAUGGAAAGAAGGCUAAGCACAUUGAAGAUGUCCAUAACUUGCGCCUUUUAUACAAUAGACUCUUGCAAUGGCGAUAUGCAAAUGCUCGGAGUGAUGAUGCAUUGCAAUCUCAGAAAGUAAAAACGGAGAAAGUGUUGUCCAGUGUGUGGAUGGAAAUUGUUGCUGUUUGGGACUCAAUAAUAGAGAAAAGGAUUGAGAUUCAGAAAUUGAAGCUCAAGUUGAAGCUUUACACAAUUUUGGACAAUCAAAUUUGUGGACUUGAAGAGUGGAAAUCAACUGAAAUGGAUCAUAUUAGCUCAUUAAGUUGGGCCAUAGAGGAUCUACAAGCUGGCACAGUUCUUGUUCCGGUAAUAAGAGGAGCAAGGGGUAGCAUUCAAAAAAUUAAGGAGGCUGUAAGCUUGGCUGUUGAUGUGAUGCAGGCAAUGGGGUCCUCCUUACGUUCCGUACUCUUGAAGGUUAAUAGGAUGCACUCCUUGGCAUCUGACCUUGCUGAUGUAGUAAUAGAGGGAAGAGCUAUCUUUGAUGAAUAUGAAUCAUUGUUGAUCUCCAUAGCUGAAUUACAGGUGGAAGAAUCCAGCCUUAGGACCCAUUUACUACAGAUGAAACCAGCUCGGAGCAAUGAUGAAACAUCGAUAUAUGGGUAUUAA
Messenger RNA from Salvia splendens (bonfire salvia), 1668 nucleotides. Its product is annotated as AUGMIN subunit 8. Bases 1 to 1668 code for a protein of 555 amino acids. Gene Ontology annotation, cellular component: nuclear microtubule; cytoplasm. NCBI's taxonomy places the organism in Eukaryota, Viridiplantae, Streptophyta, Magnoliopsida, Lamiales, Lamiaceae. The transcript has 7 exons. Gene Ontology annotation, biological process: spindle assembly. Gene Ontology annotation, molecular function: microtubule binding. The record is from RefSeq and is a predicted model, not a curated record.